This is a messenger RNA of Beta vulgaris subsp. vulgaris (sugar beet), 1372 nucleotides long. RefSeq names its product ABC transporter I family member 20. Lineage: Eukaryota; Viridiplantae; Streptophyta; Magnoliopsida; Caryophyllales; Amaranthaceae. The record is from RefSeq and is a predicted model, not a curated record. The transcript is spliced from 7 exons. Gene Ontology annotation, molecular function: ATP binding; ATP hydrolysis activity. The coding region runs from base 123 to 1118 and encodes 331 amino acids.
GCCACGCCUCAACAUUCCACCCCCUUAUUUGUCUUUACAUUCUUAUAAAUCUCUCUCUAAUUUUCUCCAUUUUUGGCGCUCAUACUUUACCGACCCACCCAACUACCAAAACUCCCAUAUCAAUGGCAGACACACCAACACCAUCACCAUCACCAACGGUCGAGAUCAACGGCCUAGCAUUCACGUACCCAGGAAUCGACGGUCACCCACCACCGGGGUCCACCCCUCUAAUUAAAGACUUCAACCUUUCCCUCUUCGCCGGUGAUCGAUCCCUUCUUGUGGGCGCCAAUGGCGCAGGGAAAACGACGAUACUGAAGAUAUUAGGUGGGAAACAUAUGGUUGAGCCUCACAUGGUUCGGGUUCUCGGGCGAUCCGCUUUUCAUGAUACCAAUUUAACUUCUUCGGGUGAUUUGUGUUAUCUUGGUGGAGAGUGGAAGCGAGAUGUUGCUUUUGCUGGAUUUGAGGUUUCUAUACAGAUGGAUAUUUCUGCUGAGAAAAUGAUAUUUGGAGUAGGCGGUGUAGAUCCUGCAAGAAGGGCUGAACUAAUCAAGGUGUUGGACAUCGAUCUAUCUUGGAGGAUGCACAAUGUAUCCGAUGGCCAGAGAAGAAGAGUGCAAAUCUGUAUGGGCCUCCUGAAGCCAUUCAAGGUUCUUCUGCUUGAUGAGAUCACUGUUGACCUUGAUGUCUUGGCAAGAGCUGACCUUCUCAAGUUUCUGAAGAAGGAAUGUGAAGAGAGGGGUGCUACAAUCAUCUACGCAACACAUAUAUUCGAUGGGCUCGAGAACUGGCCAACACAUAUUGUUUACGUAGCUCAGGGCACGCUACAAUUAGCAACGCCCAUGGACAAACUUAAGGAUAUAUCAAAUAUGUCACUAAUGAGAACGGUGGAGAGUUGGCUGAGGAAAGCACGAGAUGAGGAGAGAGAAAGAAGGAAAGAAAGAAAAGCAAAGGGGCUCCCAGAAUUCGAGAAACAAGUUGAGGGAAGCAGAGUCGUCGGUGAUCCUGCUCAUGCUGCUAUUCGUGUAAUUAACAAUGGAUGGGCUGCUGGUAGACUGCAUUCCACUCUUGCUGGUGAAGAGAACUUCACCUUCAGCUCUAACAGAGUCCUAAGACAAUAGCUCUACUCAUUCAAUGUAUCAAAUUUAGUGGAUUUGAUGGUGUUCUAUGACUGUUUCAACAAGCUAUCUACAAGCAGGCUGCCAUUUUUUCGGGCUGUUUACACAUUACACAUAUAGCAUUCAGGGAGACUUAUUCUUCUUAUUAUCAUUAUUUUCUGUUGUACGCAUAAAUUUGCAUAUCUUUUUGGGAGAAUUCCUUUUGUAGAAUGGAAAGAAAUUUCAAGUUAGUCCAAUUUACCACUUCUAUUGUUUGA